Porites lobata is the source of this 2007-nucleotide messenger RNA. NCBI's taxonomy places the organism in Eukaryota, Metazoa, Cnidaria, Anthozoa, Scleractinia, Poritidae. The record is from the annotation of a GenBank genome assembly.
UCAAAAGGAAAACGCGGAAUUAAUGGCCCUCAAGGACCUCCUGGCCCACCUGGCCCUGCUGGUGCUCAGGGUAAUCAAGGUCCAAAAGGUGAUCAGGGUAUUCAAGGACCCAAAGGUGAUCAGGGUAAACAAGGCCUAAAAGGUGAUCAGGGUAACCAAGGUCCAAAAGGUGAUCAAGGACCAAAAGGUGUUGGAUUUAGUCUCACAUCAAGGGGGGAUUAUAAUAUGUUAGGUAAACAAAUAAAAGGUAUGGCUGAAGGGACUUCUUUCACUAACGCUGUAAGAAAAAGUCAACUUGAUACUAAACUAUCACUUUCUGGUGGAAUAAUGACCGGCAAUUUGGAUAUGAAUAGCAAAAGGAUAUACAAUGUAGCACAACCAAAUGGUGAUAAUCAACCAGCUACAAAGAUAUGGUCAGAAAAUAAAUUCCUGGAUAAGUCCAGUGGAGUAAUGGCUGGACCACUAAAUAUGUCUAAUAAUAAAAUCACUAAUCUUGCCAAACCAACUGAUGAUAAAGAUGGAGUCAAUAAGAAAUAUAUAGAUGAUAAUUAUUUGAAGCUAUCCGGUGGCACUAUGACUGGUCAUAUAAUAUUAAACAAUGCUGUUCUUACUUCACAAUAUCAAGCAAUAAGCCGAAGCACUGGAAAUGCAUUUUUUGUACAAAUUACUAAUCCGUAUAUUUACCACCAAUUUAAUAUGGUCAAAAACAAGAUUAUUAAUCUUGGAGACCCGACUGAUGCUGCUGAUGCAGUUAAUAAGCAGUAUUUGGAAAAAUCACAUGUUAAACCCAGUCAUUACAAUAAUGAAUUCAAGUAUCUAAUGACUAAUAGAUUAGCAUGGGCUGAUCUCGAACCGAAUAACAUCGAUAGUUUUGACAUUACUAAAAUUGAUAAUUUAAUGCCCCAAGAUGGUAACUACCAUCAAUACAACCACAAAGUUCUAUAUACAACCAUUAUAAGAGAUAAGCAAAGAGGAUACUCUUAUGGAAUGGGAAUCAAUUGUUAUCAACUUAAUAAGGAUAAAGAUUAUACUCUUUGUAUUGAAAUCCUCAAUUCAGAUUACCAAUUAUGGCAUAAAUCAGUUGCUACAAUUAAUAAAACUACAUCAAAGGGGGUAUCAGUUGCUGGUUUUACAGUACGAAAGUUUUCUCACCAGUACACAAAUAGUGGUGGGAACACUGCAUAUAAGUAUUAUAUCAAAAUAAUGGUAAACUUUCAAAAAACUGUAUCAGGUACAUAUUCCAGUUUGAAUCUUUACGUUGAUAUACCUCAGACAGGCAUUGACCUCAACACUUACCCAAAUAUAGCUGUGGAUAAAACGAAGAAUAAUUCAGCGGCGACUGUGAAAAUGGUCAAAGAUUUGGAGACGAAAUUGAGCCCUCAUACAACAAAUAAUGUGUACAGGGAAAUAUUUGAAGAAUUUUAUGAUUUAAGCGAUGGUGGUAUCUAUAAAAUACAAACAAGACCAUCAGGUGUCGUAUUUAUAGGUUUACUUCCUAACAUAUAUUUUGCGAAUAUGUUUAUUGCUAAUAUUGAGGAAGGAGGAUUGAGGCUACAAAAUAAACCAAUAAGUUUAAGAUUAUUCGGUAAAAAGAGCUUUACUCUUUGUGUUGUUAUGCAGCUAUGGCUGAACAGAAACAUGUACAUUAAAACAUUUAUGACAGAUGGAGGUGAUGAAAUGCCACACUUGAUUUAUGACAAAACAACAAAGAAAUUAAAACUGCAAACUAAUGGUUUGACUGGGUCAACUAAUGAAACUUCUAUCACAUUACUAAACAGUUUUAAUGGUAAACGCGUUAUGUUUUGGCUGACUAAAAAAGAGACAGGGGGCGACUUUACAGUAAAAGCUUCAAUCUCAAAUUAUAGUGGAACACUAACAAUAAGUUCAGAAUUAGCAUCUCAAAGUAACUACACAUUUAGAAUAUCCUCAGAAGAUACAAAAAUCUAUAGAAUUAUGUAUUCUCCAAACUUUUAUGACUUCGAUUCUCAUGAAUUUCAUACAAUAAUA